This is a messenger RNA of Sander lucioperca (pikeperch), 2772 nucleotides long. Its product is annotated as zinc finger and BTB domain-containing protein 12. Gene Ontology annotation, biological process: regulation of transcription by RNA polymerase II. Lineage: Eukaryota; Metazoa; Chordata; Actinopteri; Perciformes; Percidae. Bases 292 to 2007 code for a protein of 571 amino acids. Gene Ontology annotation, molecular function: protein binding; RNA polymerase II cis-regulatory region sequence-specific DNA binding; DNA-binding transcription factor activity, RNA polymerase II-specific. The record is from RefSeq and is a predicted model, not a curated record. The transcript is spliced from 5 exons. Gene Ontology annotation, cellular component: nucleus.
CCCCCCGCCCGUGUCCACUGAUUUGAAAACAACUGAUCAGAAGUCAGCGUGCGUGCUGUUAUUUUACCUCUAACCGCGAGGAUAAGCUUCCCACGAAAACCGAUUCAAAGUCAGUUUAUAUUUGUUGUCACGAGAUGUGAUUCCUCCAAAAAUGAGCUAAAGUAAACAGAAAUCGAGAUAGUAUGGGGAUGAGGAAAGCUAACUAACAGCAACUGAAUCAACGGUUGUCCUGUUAAAACAAACCGACAUUUUUAUUUCAAGACAUUCAACCAAAUAAAAAGGGAAGACAAGAUGGAAAUGCUGUGUUUCCGGUUACCGGGCCACGGGGACACAACCCUGAAGCACCUGAAUUCACUGAGGUCUCGCCAGCACUUCUGUGACAUCACCAUUGUUGCAAGUGACAAUAAGACAUUCAGGGGACAUAAGGUGGUGCUGGCUGCCUGCUCGCCCUUCUUAAGGGACCAGUUCCUCCUCAACCCGUCCCCCAAGCUACAGGUGUCGAUGCUGUACAGCUCCACAGUGGUGUGUGAUCUGCUUCAGUCUUGUUACACUGGCAUCCUGCAGUUUAAUCCAGAAGAGAUUGUCAACUACCUGACCGCUGCCAGUUACUUACAGAUGGAGCAUAUUGUGGAGCGCUGCCGAGGAGCACUGAAGAAAUAUGUGCAGCUAAAAAACCCCAGUCCACCGAAGAUGACUUCAGACGAGAGCCAGACUCAACCGUUGAUUGUCAGCGGAAGCAUUCACUCUGUUGCAUCUCCUCCCACUAGCCGACCCUCACCUGUGCACCCACACAGUCCUGUAGUACGCUCGGUGGAUGAGAACGGCGGUGACAUGUCUGCCGAGGGCAGCAGCCAACACCACGAUGGCAGUCCCAUGCUGGAUGAGCCAUGCAUUAAGGUUAAUGCAUCAGAUGAGGAGGAAGAGGCCAGACAGGAGGACUAUGAUGUGUUCAGGGUGUACAUCUCCGAAGAAGAGCAGAUGAACAGAGAAAGGGAAGAGAGAGGAGCUCCCUCUGAUGGAACUCAAGAUGCUGGUUACCCAGAGACAGAAAGUGUCGUAAUUGGAGGAGAAGACGGCGAAUAUAACUUGAAUCCAACAGAAGAUGAUCUCCGUAUGGGGGGACUUUCAGUAGAGGGGCUACGCGCUCUCGGGCGCAGGCUACCUGACCCUAAAAUUGGCCGGAGCAGAGGGAGAGGCAGGGGGCGGGGUUUUAAGAGGAGAAGGUGGGUGUCAUCACAGGAGAAAAGACCUCCAGGCAUGGCUCACCACCAGGAUUUGUGGUACCUAGCAUCUGCAGGGAUGGGAGGGGGUUUCAGCUUGGACUACAGCCAAGAAGGACUUAAGGCAGGAAAUUACGUCUCAGUUGAACUCCCACAGUUAGACUUCAGCAUGGGCGACACGCAAGGAGAAAAGGCCUCCCCAGCAGCUGCCAACAGUUUGACCCAGUACGCCCUGGAGGAGUCUAGUUGUGGUCCUGGAGAAGGGAGUUCAGGGCUGAGUUCAGCUGUGGGAACAAACGAGGGAGGGGAUGAGUCUGUUGCAGUGGUGGGAUCCACUUCAAGUGUAGCUGGGCCUGUGAGCUGUGAGCACUGCGGCAUGACGUUCCCCUCAGCCCACUCCCUAGCCAUCCACUCCCGCUCCACUCACCUGCUGUACGCCUGUCCCUGCUGUGGCAAACACUUCCACCACUCCGCCAACCUCACCCGACACAUGGCCGUGCACCGAGGCGCCGGAAAAACCCACCAGUGCCCCCUGUGCUAUAAGACUUUCACUCAAAAAUCCACACUGAUAGACCACAUGAACCUCCACAGUGGUGAGCGACCGCACCACUGCGCAUACUGCCACGCCCGCUUUGCACACAAGCCUGCCUUACGACGUCACCUGAAGGAACAACAUGGAAAAACCACGGGGCAGAACUCUCUACAUGAGCAGGAGGAGAGGGAGCGAGCCGGUGGAAGAAUAAGAGAGGAAGAGCAAGAAUGCCUGGUUACUGCGCAAUUGUCAUAGACCAAAGCAUUAAAGACCGUUAAGUGUCUUGUCUAAACAUCUAAAGCUCCUCAGGCUCGGCAGCUUACUGCAGUGAUAUUUCGCCGAGUCCAGAGGGGAGGUCAGUAUGUGGGGUCACAAUCCCCAUGUGGAUAUGAGGCCUUUUAAAAUGUCAGACUGUGACAACAAAAGCCCUUUCAAAUGAAAAUGGUUUCAGAUGUGCAUAAAAAUAUACUGAGUGAUGGAUGUGGGUAAAAUGACUGGGACAGAAUAGUCCUCCACCCUCUUACACUGAGACGAGGCCUUUUUGACACCAGACAUUUUGACUUUGCACAGGUAUUACUUAUAACAUUAACGAUGACUCUGUUGUAUUCAAGAGUCCCAGUAAUGCCCAAUUUAUGGUUCUGCCUGACAAGCACCUCCCAAGAAAUGUAACUACACGUUGCGGCAACGCAGACCGCAACAACUGCGAUUGGUCCGCUUGGUAGCGGCGUGAACAACAUGAAAUCGGUGAGAGGGUUAAUUUUUCUUCCAACAGCUUUUCGACCGUGCUCAGAAAGCACAGGGGAGACACUUUCUUUCAUUUUGUUAUUUACACCUGUGCUUUUCAUACUGUGACAUGUCAAGGUGUCCCCAGUGAAAAAGUCCUAUUGAUUAUCAUGUCUCUUAGAAUAAAACUGUAAUGCUAAACUUGAAUAUAUGUAAUACAUGUUCAGUAUGAUGACUUGCCACAGUUCAAAGAAAAGAUUAUGUAAAUCAGUGAAAAUAAAAUAAUUUGAAAGUCUC